CAUAACAUCAACAACAACACCAUGGCUGCGAAAGCAGCCGUUGGAGCGACAGUUCGGGCAGUUUCUAAAAAACGUUUGACUCCACAGCGGGCACCUCUUGUUCUGACUUCUGCUGCUGUGUCUAAAGUCAAAGCACUAUUAAAGGAGAAACCUGAUAUGCUCGGCUUAAAAGUGGGAGUUCGCACACGAGGUUGCAAUGGUUUGUCCUACACCUUAGACUAUGCCACAGAAAAGGGCAAGUUUGAUGAGGAAGUUGUACAAGAUGGAGUGAAAGUAUUCAUUGACUCCAAAGCACAGCUAACAUUACUAGGAACAGAAAUGGACUAUGUGGAAUCCAAACUUACUUCUGAAUUUAUAUUUAACAACCCCAACAUAAAGGGAACCUGUGGAUGUGGUGAAAGUUUUAAUGUGUAACUAAGGUUUGUUGUAUACAGUUCAGUUAUGUAAAGUUUAUGCUCUGAUUUAUACAUUAUCAGUAAUAUGUGAAAGCACAGUCUAGUUGUUUUAGUGGGAGGAUAUGUUCUACUGGGACUGCCUGUACAGAUCAUCACUUUUAGUGUAGUACUGUACAAACCCAGACUAAAAGUUGUACUGUUUGUACUGUAUAUCAACUGUUUUAGUUAGGUACAUUGUGUGUGUGUACUGUCUGAACUUGUUGGAACAGUUCGACUGUUUCAUUACAGUACAAAACGAGCUUCUUUUCAGUUUUCUUGGUUGUCUGCCUCUAGCUUUUCCCACUGGACCAGUUCAGAAAUGGCUUUUGUCUAGUCCUGGUCUGAAGAAAUUUUUCUGCUCUGUACAUACAUUUAAAAAAAAAAAUGCAUAUCUGCAAAGCUCAGCAAGAGUCUCAAUUUGUUAUUUUCACACCAAAUGAUUUGGUUUUAUAGUGACUUUGCUGGUUCUUGAAUGUAUUUCGCGUGAUUUGAGAUACUGUUAUUGUGUCCAUCAUCUCCAAGAUGCUGUAUCUGCAAUACUCUAUUUUCCUCAUUUAUGAUCCAAUUUUCUCACUAGAAAUGGAUGGGUUGUCUUGAUGACCUGUUGAUCUACUUGUAGGCUGGGAAGAACAUUGCCCUUCCCAGGUGUAGACCUUGGAUGGUUAUUCCUGAAGAUUUGUAUUAACCUGGCCUGGUUCUCACUGGUUCCAAUCCCAUUUAUGUCAGUCUUCAAAAGGGUCCUUAAUGGCCCCAAUAGGGGGAAAUCAUUUCUAAAUUUUGCAUGUUUUACCAGGCAAAAAUGUAGGUCAACGUCUUGAAAAAUAGCCUCUAAAACAUCUCCACGAAGGGAGACAAAUCUUGUAUCUCCUUGCUCACCAGUCUUUUUCUGUGUGCGCUUGUGGAAUGAUUGUAUUAUCACAACACAGUUCACACCAGUAAAUGUGCCAUGUAAAAGUAUGCUUGUGGUGAAUUAACAGAGAGAAACAGAGAAUCUUUGGCAUGAUACAUUUAGUAUCAUAAAGUUGAGUUAUUUUCAGAACAUUAUAAAACAUUCGAGAGAUUUACAGCUCAUCACAGCUGGAUGGCAAAAUAGAGGUACAUGUACUGUUGCCACAAUUUAUCUUGCUGGUUUUGUUGCCGUUGUUGGUUAAAGAAUAGUCAUUAUAGGCGACAAGCUACAAAGAGGUAUUGUUACCACCAUUUAGCUUACUCUUUUUGUUUCCUAUUGAUAUACAGGAACUUUUUGUUGUUUUAUGUGACAUAGGUAUGCACACACGAGUAUGGUUUUACAGCUGCUUUCUAUUUUUGGUGGAUUAACAACGUGUAUCCUAAUACAAACUUCAGGGUUUAAUAUUUGUAAAAAUUUGUACUUAAAAAGGGAAGAUGGUGAAAAGGGAAGUUUGUAUGAAAUUUGUGCUAUUUUUGAUUGUUGAAUGGAUUGUACAGUAUAUUACAAUGUGUGUUCUGUUUUCUCAGUGCUCAAUGUAGUCAAUGGUCUGUUGACGAUUCUGUUGAUGAUCUAUACCUGGGGUCACUUUGACAGACUGCAACUAACAUUACCUUGACCAAAAACCAAAAUCCAGUGACGAAAUGCAUACUGUAUUCGUGGCUCUAAGGAUGUAACUUACGUCAAACACUACAUAUACUGCGGAGAUACGUCCCAUGAUCGUAACAUGAUCAUAGCUUUGCAUUUCUGAAGAAAUACCUCAACAUGGAAAAGGCGUUUACGUACACUUCUGUAACUUCUGUAAACAACUUUGUAAGCUGGUUUCCAGUGUACUUACUUGCAUUAUGGUCUGUGUGCACUUGUAAAAUGGACCCUAGGUAAUAACUGGCAUUGUUGAUUGUAUCCCAGUUUGAAGAUCAUUAGCAUACCAUUGAAUUUUUUUUGUAGAGAAUAUUAUACAUACUCAGAGAAAACAUGUUGAUAGCUUAAAAUCUUUGCACCAGUAUAAACUAGGCCUUGUGUGUGGUGUAAUAUUGUUAAUCUGAUGAGUUUCUUUACAAUUCACUGAAUGUCCAAUGAACAAUUGUUUAGAAAUAUACUGUAUAUUUUAAGAAAUUGUUUGCGACCUUUGAAUUCAUGAAACAGUAUUUCAUUUUUUAAUGACUGGGUCGGAUUUACUGUUAAUCUGCUUUGGUUGUAUUUUGUUAUUAAUUAACAAUGGAACAGAUGAGACAACAUAUAGAGAGGAAUAAUAAGCACGAAGCAUAAUAUCUUACACAUGUCUUAUAUUUAUUUAUUUAUUUGAUUGGUGUUUUACGACGUACUCAAGAAUAUUUCACUUAUACAACGGCAUUAUGGUGGGAGGAAACCAGGCAGAGCCCGGUGGAAAGCCACGGCCAUCCACAGGUUGGUGCCAGACCUUCCCACGUACGGCCGAAGAGGAAGCCAACAUGAGAUUUACUUGAACUCACAGCGACUGCAUUGGUGAAACACAUGGCUUAUAAGUGUUGAUGUUUUUAAGUAACUGCUGUAUAUAAGGGCCAGUGCAAAUGCUGACUUCAAUAAUAAGAAGGCCAGCUUGUGCUCAAAAUAUGUUUUCUUUGUGAUUACCUCCAUAAGAGGCUUCUGAUAAAUGUGUGUUCAGCAGUAGUGCUUACUUGAUUGAAAAAUAACCAAAUGGUAUAGUUAGUUGUUCUUUUUGUCCAUUGUACAAGAAUUACGUAUGUGUACCAAAGCGUUAACUUGGAAACGCAACUAUGUAAUAGGUUUGACAGAUUUUUGUAGAUAACAGUGCUUUAGGAUGUGCAUAAUUAGUAAGAAAACAAAGGAAGGACAAAACCAUUGACACAUAUUCUGUUCGAAACACUUCUUUCACUGCCCCUUUUGAAACGACAGUACAUUUUGAGUCAAGCUUCAGGUAUCUAUAGAAUGUGUUGAUUCUACGUCAUUCCUUAAUACUCGUGCUACAGUGCAUUGUCUAGUAGUUGUGUUUCAUAUCCUUAUGGUAUACGAGUUAAAUGCUAACGGACAUGUAUUUUCUGGUUUUCGGUUUCCUGCUUAGUUUAUCUAUAAGACAGGUCACACACACCCUAUAUAUGCUCAAAACAAUAUCUCACUGUAAGGAUCUGGAAUUCUAUUAUUUUAAUAUCAUAAUGGACAGUACUUUAUACGGCUCACCCACAAGCCUGAUCACCAAGCUAUUUUUGACUUUAGUAAGGUUUAUAGUAUCAGAGAUGUUAUUUAGCCAUUUAAUUCCCAAAUCAGCCUUUAGUUUAUAUUUGUGAGUUUCCUCUGAGCUCUGCUCGGCUUCCUUUCACCAUGGCAUAAUGCUGUCCGCCGUCGUAUAAUUAAAGUGAAGAAGUACGUUGUAAAACGCCAAAUCAAACAAAUGAGUAAAUAUUCAGACAUUUUUAAAAAUGGAUUUUUUGAUCGGCUUUUAGCAAUUACGCGCUUGUGUGAGAAAGUUGGAGAGUACUACAUCGAGGAAGUCAUAUACAUGCGGUUGCUGAUUUUAUAUAUGUAGUUCAACAGUUGUAUAUAGACUAACCCAAGAGAAACUCGAAAUUUCUGAUGGAAGGAGAUGUAACAUUAUAUUAUAAUGAUGACGCGCAGUUAGUGCGUAAUGCCAAAUAAAUGAUACGAACCCAUUACAGACCUGUUUUCUUUUAUGUACUACGCUGUAAUCCAACCUUUUCUCUUUUUGCAAGGUCUUUAUUCAGACAUAUACGUAUUAUUCUAUGUAGAUGGAUAAAAUUAUAUUUUUGUAAAGCCCUAAAACUGGUCAAACCAACCAACGUAGUUUUGUCUUCAAAUCGAAUUA
Molecule: messenger RNA, 4201 nt
Organism: Liolophura sinensis
Lineage: Eukaryota; Metazoa; Mollusca; Polyplacophora; Chitonida; Chitonidae
Product: iron-sulfur cluster assembly 1 homolog, mitochondrial-like
Exons: 4
Coding region: 22-414 (130 amino acids)
Biological process (GO): iron-sulfur cluster assembly
Cellular component (GO): mitochondrion; cytoplasm
Molecular function (GO): 2 iron, 2 sulfur cluster binding
Source: RefSeq, a predicted model, not a curated record